AUGGCUCACUAUAACCGGCCUUACCAGCCCGAGACCUUAAACGUUCCGGAGCACCUAAUACCUCAAGGGAUGCUAGACCCGCGUAUGGGGCUGGCGAAUGCCGACAACCAGCCGCAGCUGCUGAAUUACAUGAUGUCUGGACGGCCAAACCUGCUGGACAAUGUUUCGCAUCUGCGCCACCCAAACACUCAGCAUCAAUUUGUUCAGAGCGGGCCAAAUGGAACCGAAGCUCCUCAUGUUCACCGCCAACAUUAUGGUACCCAAAUGAAUGGACCCAGUCGUCCCAGAGUUCAAGGUCCUGGCCAAGGAUCGAAUCAAGGUCCUGGCCAUGGCUCUGGUCAUAAUGGUCCGACCAUGAAAUUGGGAUUAAAUCAGGCAAACGAUGUGCAAAAGGAUGCUCUCCAGUACCAAACGUACCCAGACUACCAACAGCACCAACAGCACCAACAUCACCAACAUCACCAACAUCACCAGCAACAGUAUUCCAAUCCUCAGUCCCGUCUGAACCAUCACAAUCACCAGAAUACUCAGAGGCCGCAGAUGCAGUCAACUCAGACUUCCCCCGCCUACGGCCAAGGUUUUCCAAAUGGAUAUGUUGCCGGUGGUCCUGAAAGCCCUAGUGCAUACGCUCCACAGAUGAGAUAUCCGAGUUCUGAGUACCUUCCAGACGGCCAUCAAAGAUCAAAUCAGCGGACACAGGGCCCACCGCCACAAGGUGCCAAUCGACCUCAUCCUCAUACAUUGAACCAAUCAUCCAGACUGACUCAUCCAUAUGCUCUGUCUCCUGUUGGUUCAGGCUUUGAUGCCCCUGUGAAUCCGGGUCAUGGCCAUGGAAAUCAAGGUAAUGGAAACCAGAUUCCAAUUGAACAAUCUCCAUAUCAACAGGCUCCUAAUCAACAAGUCCCAAUACAACUAGCUCCAAUUCAGCAGGGUCCGCUGCAAUUCAAUAACUCCGCACACGCUAAUAAUGGCAGAAGGCGGCCUCCGCCGUCGUCAGGUUUCUCUCAGGUCCCUGAAGGCAGAAGAGUGCUCACCACAUCGUCAACUGAGCCUCAAUUGGCCAUGAAUUCUCAGGGCCGGAAGGAACAGGAUCCAGCGGAUACCCGGACUAAAUCCUUGUCCAGCACGUCCAUGAAAUAUAACAGUUCCUCUGGCUCGAAUCACAUGGGUGCUAAUCAGGGGCAGAGAUCAGUUUCCGCUAGUAAUGCCUCUUUCUCAUUAUCGUCAAAAUCACGUUCAUUUAGUUCGUUGGGUAAGUUGUCUUCGUUGUCCAUGAAGAAAUUCUCCAGUUCGUCUUCUUUACAGAAAGCGGACCGCGUGGUGUCGACCUCAACGUUGGCUUCCCAGAAGACUUUGACAUCGCAAUCAAGAAAGCCCGUGGUUUAUCCUGCAAUUCUUUCAAGGGUCGCAAGAACAUUCAAAGAACAUAUGGUUUUGACCAUCAACAUGAAAGACGGCUUGGAAUACCAUGAUACAUUUACAGGAAAGAAUGCUGUCGAUGUCCUUUGUAAUAUUAUCCGCACAAAUGACAGAAAUUUGGCUUUGUUGUUGGGUCGUUCGCUUGAUGCUCAGAAGUUUUUCCAUGAUGUCACCUAUAAUCACAGAUUGAGGGAUUCGAAGAAUGAAGUCUACACUUUCAGUCGUGUGUAUAGUGAGGUAGAUUACUACCAUGAGGAUGGAACUAACAGCAACAAUAAUUCCAACAGAGGUUCUUAUGUGGGUAAUCAAGUUCAAAGUGCCACGCAACCUAUUGGUUCCACACCUCCUUACCCAACUUCUAAUCUUCCUCCAAGUGUUCCUGGGAGUCCCAUUGAAGGUUUUACAGGAAGUUUUACAAGUCUCAAUAAGGCAGGUGAAGAAGAGGCCCCUGCUAUCGGUUUGAACGGUGUCUUUACUAUUUUGACAGAUUGUUACUCUCCAACAUGUACUAGAAACCGCUUGUGUUAUUCUAUUGCAUGUCCACGUCGUUUGGAACAACAAGCGAGACUCAAUUUAAAGCCUAGAGGUGGAUUGAAGAGAGCUGUAUCUAAGCUUUCAUUGCAUGAUAAUGAGCCUGCUCAAGCAAAAACAUUGUGGUACGAAACUGUUGAUCAAUCUGUUCUUGAUAAGCUUGAUAAACAGGAGAAAAUGAGACAAGAGUUGAUUUACGAGCUUAUUUAUACUGAGAGGGACUACUUGAAAGAUUUGGAGUUUAUGACAGACUUUUACAUCAUGCCUUUGAGGAACCCAGCUAAUAAUAUUAUUCCCGACAGAGAAAGAGAUGCGUUCAUUAGAACAGUUUUUGGAGGCGUCAACAGUUUGCUCAGACUUUCCAGAAGUUUGAGCGAAGCUUUGACUUUACGUCAGCAAUCUCAAAAGCCCGUGAUUGAGACUAUAGGAGAUGUGUUUCUUCAAUAUGUGGGAAAUUUUGAUCCAUUUAUGGAAUACUCUGGUAACAAGGUAUUCGCAAGUUACGAGCACGAGAGACAGCAACAGGUUAAUUUCAAAUAUGCUCGUUUCUUGGAGUCUAUUGAAAAGAGGCCAGAGUCAAGAAAGCAGGACUUGUCUUCAUUCUUAAUCAAAGGAGUUCAAAGACCAGCAAGAUAUCAAUUGUUAUUGGGAGGAAUCUUGAAGAACACUAAAGAGAGCUCUCCAGACUAUAAGAAUCUUGUCCAAGCUAAGGAGGAGAUUCAAAAAGUUUUGGCGAAAAUCAAUAUUCAGACUGGAGAGAGUACUGACCGUUAUAAGGUCAUGGUUUUGCAUAAGCUCUUGGGAAGACAGACUUUGGAAGAGCGGUACAACUUCAAGUUAACAUACAACAACAGAAUCAUCUACCAAGUCACGUUGAGCAGAAAGAGGGAUAACGAGAAGAUCGAUUUAUAUCUAUUCGAACACGCAUUAUUGUUGGUAAAGCACAAGGUUCAAAACAAGCGAGAGGUUUACAAGGUGUUUGAGAGACCAGUUUACUUGCCAUUGUUGUUCAUGAACAGCGGGUAUGAGACCCCAACUUUCAAGACCAUUCUCAAUUCCAGAGAAGAGUGCUCGAUUGUUUCCGAUCUGAGCACCAGAAGCAGGCCUGAAGUGUCUGCUUAUAAUCCAGUGUCUUCAAACCAGCAGAAGUUCCAAAUCAACUUUUUUGGAUUGGGAUCGAAUUCGAUGCAUGUGUCUUUGUUUGCAGACGACUUAUCGAGUCACAAUCAAUUAUUGCUGCAGGUGCAGACACAACAGAAGAAGUUGAUCGAGAAGCAUGAUAUCUUCUCUUUAAGUAAGUAUGAGACCAGAAGGUUUACCGGAAACAACAGAAUCAACUGUGGUGUUCCAUGUUACGGUGGAAAGAAAUUACUUUACGGUACUGAUUCCGGAGUUUGGGUUUCGACCGUGCGUUCCAUCAGUAUGACAUCCAAUGAAAAGAUCUGUUCUGACCCUACAUUGGUGAUAAGCAAGUCAUAUGUGACGCAAAUGGAAGUCUUAGUCGAAUAUUCCAAGUUAUUGGUUUUGGCUGACAAAACAUUGUAUGAGUUUGACUUGUCUUGCACAGACUCCCUUGACCAUGUUAAAAAUACAAGAAGUGGAAAGAUCAUUUUGAACCAUGUUUCUAGCUUCAAGACUGGUGUGUGUGUCGGAAGAUUGCUAGUUUGCGCUGUCAAGUCAGGAAAUGCAAGGGCCAUCAGUAUUGUUGAGCCCACAAAUCCCUUUGACAAUAAAAACAAAAACAAAAACAAGCGGUCUGAAGUUAAAGAGAUCGUGUUCACGUCUGACCCCAUCUCGAUUUCAUUCUUGAAGACUAAGUUGUGUAUUGGAUGCACCAAGGGAUUUGAGAUUGUGUCGCUUGAGGCUGGCAGAAAAGAGCCUAUCUUGGACGAAGCUGACCCUUCUUUGGACUUUGCAACGCAACGUGAAAGCGUCACGCCAUUGGCCAUUCACCGCAUUGACAAAAACUUCUUGUUGAGUUACAGUGAGUUUUCGUUUUUGAUCAACCAGAACGGAUGGCGGACCAAACAGGAUUGGGGAAUCUUCUGGGAAGGUUCGCCCCAAAGCAUUGCAUUAUUUUAUCCAUAUCUAUUGGCGUUUGAGCCAGGCUUCAUUGAAAUUCGUGACCUUGAGAGUACCGCAUUAAUCCGUGCUCUAGUUGGAGAGAACAUUCGGUUCUUGCAUUCGAAUGAACACGAGGCACUCUAUGUUUGUGACGAAAACGGUUACGAUAUUAUUGUGUCGAUUGACUUCUUGAAUUUGAAGCCGAAGCCUGCCAAAAAAUAG
Messenger RNA from Sungouiella intermedia, 4236 nucleotides. Lineage: Eukaryota; Fungi; Ascomycota; Pichiomycetes; Serinales; Metschnikowiaceae. The record is from the annotation of a GenBank genome assembly.